AUGGCGGGCAUCACUCGGUCAAAUGAAAGGGACUUGGUAGUCAACAGAUUGCAGAAUGAUGCUACAAACUCGCUCUACGGCAAGUUGAGACUAAGCUACGAUGCUUUGGCCGACGUGGCUGGCUGUGGCAUUGCUUUGCAGCUGUGCUUUCUAUGCAUCGCUGCCUACCCAGAAGACAAUAUCAUAUCUCCUACAUAUGCUACUGCCUACUGGAUUGGAGAAGGAUUGGUAACCGGUCCGAAACCUUUCCAAAUUGGAGAGAUCACAUCAAAUCGCUGCAAAUGUAGAAAAAUGCUUCUUUCAGCCAGGCAGAGGUUAACAGCAGUUUCCAGCGGACGUUUCUUCAUGAUACAAAUUUCAGAAGAGGUGAUUGGAAGUAUGACCUCUCUCAGGGUCCUGGAUUUGUCACGUACUGCCCUCCAGUUGUUGCCAAAAAACAUGCCAUGUUUGAAGCAUUUAGUUUUUCUCAGGUUAUGCUAUGUGCCAAUCAAGAGAUUGCCCAACACUGUUGCUGCUCUAAAAAGCCUUCAAAUAUUAGAUCUUGAAGGAUCUGAUAUUUCACAACGGCCGGUCGGCAUUUCUAAGUUGACUUCCCUAAAAGCUUUAGACAUUGGUUUUUGUGAAGAUCUGCAGUGCAUGCCUUUUGGAAUCACACACCUCACGUCUUUGGAGUACCUGAACACACAUAUGCAAAUUCUACCCCAUGCCAUGACUGCCAUGUCCAAAUUGAAGGAACUCUAUCUACAAUGUCCUCAGUUACUCCAGAAAGAAGUUUCAUUUUGUGAAUUUCAACAUCUACGUUACAUUAAGUUAAUCCAGUGUAGCGUGCUAAAACAUUUACCUGCCUUGCGAAAACCACGGAUUCUGAUGCAACUAGAGAUAGUUAAGUGCACCAACAUGGAGAAGUUACCAGAGGAAUUCGGCAAGGUGGGAAUAUUUCCUAAGCUUGAUAUGUUUACAGUGGUGAAGGUCGAGAAGAUGGAGCAGCUGCCAAAAUUGGAAGGAGCACUGCCUUCACUUAAAACAUUAACAAUAGUGAAGUGUGAGGCAUUGGAGAGGAUACCACAGUGUUACUGGAAUUUGAAGAGUGUAGAAAAGAUAAGAGUGUAUGGUUGCUCAAAGGUUCAACAUGUCAUUUCAGAGGAAGAAGACUUCAUUAGGACAAAGACGAAAGUGCUAAUGAUUAGAGUAUCUAAUGCAGAAAUUCAAGCACUAGAAGAGCGUUACUUUGAAAUACGUCAUGGGGGUGGACAUUUUUAUUAUGUUGAAUUUUGGUGCAAUGAGGUGUUUCGAUUUUUGGAAUUUGCUAUGAGUUCCAUCAUUCAAACAAAUCGUAUAUAA
Molecule: messenger RNA, 1341 nt
Organism: Cryptomeria japonica (Japanese cedar)
Lineage: Eukaryota; Viridiplantae; Streptophyta; Pinopsida; Cupressales; Cupressaceae
Product: plant intracellular Ras-group-related LRR protein 1-like
Exons: 4
Coding region: 1-1341 (446 amino acids)
Source: RefSeq, a predicted model, not a curated record